Dothidotthia symphoricarpi CBS 119687 is the source of this 5967-nucleotide messenger RNA. RefSeq lists its product as uncharacterized. The record is from RefSeq and is a predicted model, not a curated record. The transcript has 3 exons. Bases 166 to 5706 code for a protein of 1846 amino acids. NCBI's taxonomy places the organism in Eukaryota, Fungi, Ascomycota, Dothideomycetes, Pleosporales, Dothidotthiaceae. Gene Ontology annotation, molecular function: protein binding.
GACUUGCGACGUGCGACGUGCGACGCGCUCCCAGCCCACCAUUGCCCGCUAUUCUUGCGCACGAUGCACCUUGCGCCUACAAAGCAUCUUCCCUGACGCGUCGCCGCCGCAAAAUAAGCCCCAGCCACCAUCUCGUCGCAACGCCCGCGCAGUCGCGACUCCGUUAUGGCGAACGCAACACAGCCGUGGCUCGAGGAUCUCUCCGAGGAAUGGAUAGCGCUGCCCACGUCACGCGACUCAGGCGACCCAAGCGACCAAGACACGCACGAUGAUUCUCAGAUCCAGACACAGAGCGUCCCCCCGAAGCUGCGCAGUCGCAUCCCGCGCAUGCGGCGGUCGUCGGGCGCCUGCUCGGAGGUCCACGUCCGCCCUAUUACACGCGACUUGCGACCCAAACCCAGGAACGCCCUCGCUGAACGCAGCCUCAGCGAGAACAACCUGUCCCCACAACAAUCGCCAGACGUCUCUCGCCUCUCGCCCUCGCGCUCCGCCUCAUACUCGUUCGCGUCCGAGUCGCAAGGCUCCGUCAUCUAUGGCACCGUCGCCCGCAACACCGUCGCCCGGUCGCCCGUCAAGGACAAUGGCUCCAACGAUACCCCAGAGUGGAGGCGACGACUGGUCAUGGGUGACGUGGGCUACGGCAACCAGACGGACCUCUUUGGUCCCACAGGCCUGGAGAACAUCUUCCAGAAGCCGGCUGGAAGCACCUCGGACGCCCUGCCACAAUCGAAGCGCAAACUCGGUCUACUCAAGGGCCUAGCCGCCAUGCCCUCGAGUCCUCCGCCAUGGCCAGCAGCCACGCAAGACAAUUCCCACCAGCAACACGACGACUCCCAUCAGCAACACGACGACUCCCACCAGCAACACGACGAUUCCUACCAGCAACACGACGAUUCUCACCAGCAACACGACCCAGAACCAGCAACAAAAGACUCCCAGCAUUCUCGACAGGACUCUCCACAGAGCGAACCGGCGCAGAGUGACCCGGCACAAGGGCACGAGGACUCGCUUUCCACGCUUGCGCCAAGACACUCUGACCAGGAACCUCCACGGACAGUGAGCGGUCAGAUUGAGUAUGAGAACGAGAACUUCAGCCCGGUAUUCCUAAACACCAAUCUUGACGUUGGCGACGUCUCGACCACGACGCCAAACUUCAGAGGAUCGGAACUUGCGAAUCGUUUGCGACAGAUUGGAUCGCCCCUGGCCAGCCAGUACCAGUCUCCGCAAGAAGACAGCGCAUUGAGCCAAAUUCGAGAAGACUCGGAUUUCACCAGGCUUCAUGAUGAUUCACUACCGGAGGGCCUCCCAGCCGGCACUCCUGAUAUAGCAGACGUUGGUCGCUAUGUAGAACUUCGGAGAGGCGGCUACUCACGUGAGGGAUCUUUCCGCACACGACCACUCAGCCCGUCUCCAGAGAGAAGAGCAGCAUCACACACGCCAACUGCCAACAACGCUGCAAGAGAUAGCAACAACCAUAUCCGACGAAACACUGGCAAUAAUGUUACCCCACCUGACGCAAUUUCCGUUUCCAUUCCCAUUUCCAAUCCCAAGACUCCUCAUCGACAGGCUAACCAGUAUCUGAGUCCGGAACGAGCGAACAACCCACGAAGUCCUCUCAAGCUCUUUGACGCGCACGACACGUUCACAAGCAACAGGUUACAAAGACGGCUUAGUCAGCUCGAAUACAAGCCUGACUUCUCGUCAAGCAGCGCCCAGGGGAGUAAGACUGAAUCGACGAAACCAGUGAAGAAGACGUCGAGACUUACGUCAGUCGAGGAGCUCAGUAUGCUGAACAGUGGCCUGAGUCCUGUCCCCAAGGAUGCACACCCAUCGCCACGCAGAGUAGGGACGUUUGGAGAGGGUGAACUUAACAAGUACAGGUUUUCUGGCGAAUUUUCUGUUCUCACCUCGGACGGUUCAGAUGACGAUGAGAGCUUUCCAGAUGGAUCGCCGUCGACGGACGUUGCACCACCUGGUAGUCGUCAGCCUUUUAGGUUUCACGUCGAAGAGUCACCUGUUUCGCGAGAACCCUCUAAGACUAACAGACAAAGCUCAGUCCGUGUAUCCAACCCGUUCAGAACCGUAAGCCGCUCCAAAUCACAAUCGCAUCGGGCAAUAUCGCCAGCCCACAACAAGGAAAACUUGAAGGUCCAGCACGAGUACGCAGAGGGGAAAAGAGGCCCAACAUCGCCCUUCAAGAACCCCACACCCAAGCGCAGACGAACAAUCCACUCAGUUGAUAGCGAAGAGGAGGAGGAUCAAGAGGAAGAGGAGGUUUUUGGCAAUCUUGGAGAGAAGACUGCAGAUGCUUCACCCGUAGCGAUGCAGGCAGUGAUAGGAAGAAAACGACAGAACGUCCGCGAUGGUUACUCUGACCAUGUGGCAGAUCCUGAUAUUCUGGCUCGAAGACACCAGUUGAGGCCUCGGAACCCCACUCCCAGCCAAAGACGACGGGACGAAAUCGAACAAGAAAUCAUGGAAGCUACAGAAGCCUUCAUUCAAUCCUCGCCAAAGUUGAACACUAUCCGUGAACAACUAGAACCUUCGGUAGAAUUCGAUGCUGAUUUCGAACAAGCUCGGGCAACUGCUGUCGCCAACAAAGUUGCCGCAUUCAGUAUGAGAAGGAACCAGGCGACGCGAAAUGAAACACGCAAACGAUCUGUGACAACCCAGGACUUUCUGGACGAAGCAGUCGCGAUUAUGAACUUCAUUCGAGCCAAAGGUCGACCGAUCGGCGGUCUGAAAAGUCUUGAAGAAAUGGAACCUGAGUCCGAGGUUCUGGAAGAUGAAGAAGAAGAAGAACAUCUCUCAAGUUCAUUAUCCUUUGAGAGACCCCCGAGCCGCGAAGGCUACAAUUUAUCAGCAUCUGGGUGGAAGCAGCCAAACAACCGUCAGCUAGAUCCGAAUGUCGUGGACCAUCUGCGCAAGUAUGAGGAAAGAGAGACAGAGACGUUCCUUAACUCUUCCGUCAACUCCAUCCGCUUCUCGCAAAUGAGACGACCAGUGCCACUUGAAGAAGACAGCGAAGUAGCCGAACAAGACGACAGCCGUACGAUAGACAAUCCAAACAGAUCGACUGACACGGAUGACGUCGAAGACGAACGACCUACGACAAGCGGCACACAUCGAUCGGCAGGAUCAUCGCUGGGGCAUACUAUCACCACAAACGCGUCUCGUCGAUCCGACCAAGUUGCGACUCUUGUACCUCAGGCAGUCGCACAUUUGAUCCCCCAGAAAAUUGCUGGCAUGAGUUUUGAUCGUGAGAAGAACAUCUGGACUCGUCACAGGGGGCCAUCGAAGGAACAUCUUCGCCGCCAAGAGGAUCACAGCGGUCUGAACGAUAGCGAGGACGAUCCGUUCGGAAACAUACCUGACCUAAGCGUGGAUGAUAUAGAGGAGCAAGAGAUCAAGACUACAUCGCCUGUCCGCCCACAGCCUAGCGCAGAAACGAUUUUGGAAGAGGAUGAAUUCCAAGAACAGCCACGACCAACCACACGAGACGGCAAGGGGGUUCUGUUCAACGACGUGAGCUCAGUCCCUUCAAAAGGAUCCAACUUUGCAGCAAGUUUCCCACAGACGGAGACGCGGGCAACAUCUUGGAGCACACAAGUCCCACGGAAAACAAGUACUCAGAAGCAGCCGAAGUCGCAGACCACGUAUGCUAUUCAGGAGUCAGACGAAGAUGAUAUCGAACACGAGAUCAAAUAUUUCGAAGGCCGUAACAAUGCCGCUCCGGGUGCCCCACACGGUCGAGUGCGGGACAUCACCAUUUCCAUUGCGGAGCGGGAGGUCCAAGACUCAGAUCGACAACCUGCGGGUACUCCACAGAGGUACGGCCAGGCUGAUUGGGGGUCUGUACGUCCUCAACCCGGGUCGCAAGCGAAGAAGUCGGCCUGGAAUCAGUUGAAGAGUACGCGGGCGCAGCCAGUCGCACGCUCAGCUCGACGGACAACCUUCCACGGUGAUGGCGACUUAUCGCUUCUAGACGACCAGCCUUCGAAGAACUACCGGAUGCAACUAUCAAUGAGCGUCUCUGCACCUGUUCUUAAUCAUCGUGAGCAUGACACACUGCUUGUCGCUCCGUCUUCUCCAGUCAAAGGAGACGUCACGUUCAUGCUGAGUGAUCUACCUGAUUUCACCAUCAACCAGAUCGACGAGCGUGAGCUUCCAGAUCGGGUUGUUGUGAAGCAUGACGGUACACGAUUUUCCAAAGCAUUAGAGGAUCGCUACGCGCAAGGAACCGCGGAGCUAGUGAAAGCAUUACAAGACGCUGAACCAGAUGAGCCUUACUGGGAAGACCUUCGCGAAGUAAAACUUGAUAACAAAGGCCUUAGCACCGUGCAUCGUCUUGACGAGAUGUGCUACCAGCUCGAAGAACUCGAUGUGUCGAACAACAACAUCAGUCAAGUCGAAGGCAUUCCUUACAGCUUACGCCGUUUGCAAGCACAACACAACGCUCUUACUGGGCUCACCUCCUGGGCAAGCCUGGGCAACUUGCAACAUCUUGACAUAUCCGGAAAUGACAUCGACAGUCUUGAUGGGCUCGCAGACCUGAUUCACCUUCGAGUACUGAAGGUGGGGAAUAACAAGAUCGAAUCCCUUGACUGUAUCUUGCACCUUGAUGGCCUGAUGGAGCUUAGCGCUGCAGGAAACCAGAUUGAAAGCGUGGACUUUGCACGAGCCAGCUUAAAAUCUCUUACAGACUUGGAUCUGAGGGAGAAUCAUCUCCUUGAAGUUCGGAACCUGCAUCGCCUUCCACAGCUCCAGCAUCUCAAUCUUGAUGACAACGAAAUCGAAGAGUUUCCCCUGUUCGAUCUGCCUGCUGAGCGAUGCGGCUCUUUACGUUCUAUCCGCCUGUGCAGAAAUGGAACAACACUCCUUGACGUCGACAGACACUUCCCUAGACUCGAGUCUCUAUAUGUCGAUGGAAACUCCCUGACACAUGUAUCCGGCCUAGAACACCUUCGAUACCUGCGUACUUUCUCAGCGAGGGAGCAGAUUUUGGAGACCGACUCAGAUGCAGAGACCUGCGUCAGCAACCUUGUCAGGAAUUCUGAUGUUCGCAAUCUCUACAUUUCACUUAAUCCCACUCGAGGUCUCGAAAUCUCGCAACAUCUACUGAAUCUUCAGCGACUGGAGUUGUCUUCUAUGGGCCUGAAGGAACUUCCCGCCGACUUUGGACAACUUACCCCAAACAUUCGCUCAAUCAAUCUUAACUUCAACUCUAUCAAGGAUCUUAGACCGCUCCUCAACAUCAAGCGACUGAAUGAGCUUUUGCUAGCCGGCAACAAACUCGAACGCCUUCGCGCGAAUGCACUAGUCUUGGGCAAACUUGCCACACUCUCCAAGCUCGACUGGCGAGACAAUCCACUCACUAUGCGCUUCUACGCUCCCGCAUGCGAAAACCGCGUCCUAUCACUCAGACAGAAGCCCUACGACGAGCAGUACACAGACCGCUUCGUGCUUCCAGCCGGAGAUGCCGAGGCAGACAGCCAAUAUCUUUCACGGCUGGACUACGAGACACGCAUUAGGCGUCGUGUUACCGAGAUGAUGCUUGCCAACCUCUGCAAGAAUCUACGAGAGCUCGAUGGUCAGACAUUCGACAAAGCGCGUGUCCUUGUCAAGGAUGAUGUCUGGGAGCGCUUGCUCUUCCUCGGCGUUCUGCAGCGCAAACAAUCAGAUGUUGGGAACGGCGAUAUGGAGUAACGGAACGAAGUUACGAAGCUACGAUGCCACGAAGUGAUGAAUCGUGCCAUUUUGCGAGGACUGGGGGCGCACAUUUCUCGGCUAGGAAUAGGAUUGCUUGUGUUGUGUACGGUUUGAGGUGCUUCGAGGUCCGUUUUGUGUUUGGCGUCACUCGGAGCUUUUUUGUAUCUGGCGGAGCAUUGGGUAUGGUCACUUUUUAGCGUGCACAUAAGCUUGAGGUGGGGCAUUAUUUUCGGACCCUUGUAUAAUAUCAUGAACUGU